UGGAGGCGGAGGCGGCUGUGGGCUAUGUGGGGCUUUGAAGGAGACUGAGCCCGUUCCCCUCCUCCCCCACACCGGACACGGCGCUGUGGACACAGGCUCGCCCUGGUUCCUCGCCCCCGGGGCUGAGGCGGAGACCCAGGCAGGCUGUCCUGCUUGGGCUCGGGCCCCGGCGCCGGCGCCGGCCAGGCCCAACCGCUGGGAACGGAACGGAACGGAGAGGAGCUGAGGAGGCCGAGUCGUAGUGAAAAGAGAAAACUGAAGAACAGACUCUCAAGAUGAGCAAAAAGCCCCCAAAUCGUCCUGGAAUCACUUUUGAGAUUGGUGCUCGUUUGGAGGCACUGGACUACUUACAAAAAUGGUACCCAUCACGAAUUGAAAAAAUAGACUAUGAGGAGGGUAAGAUGUUGGUCCAUUUUGAACGCUGGAGUCACCGUUAUGAUGAGUGGAUUUAUUGGGAUAGCAAUCGAUUGAGACCUUUGGAAAGACCAGCACUAAGAAAAGAAGGCCUGAAAGAUGAGGAGGAAUUCUUUGACUUUAAAGCUGGAGAAGAAGUUCUAGCGCGUUGGACAGACUGUCGAUAUUACCCCGCCAAGAUUGAAGCAAUUAACAAAGAAGGAACAUUUACAGUACAAUUCUAUGAUGGAGUUAUUCGAUGUUUAAAAAGAAUGCACAUUAAAGCCAUGCCAGAGGAUGCCAAAGGGCAGGUGAAAUCCCAGCAUCCACUAAGCUGGUGUUGUCCUAUCGACCCAGCUGGAGCGUGGAACCAGUCUGUGGGAAGUCAGGAUUGGAUAGCUUUAGUCAAAGCAGCUGCUGCUGCAGCAGCCAAGAACAAAACAGGGAGUAAGCCACGAACCAGUGCAAACAGCAAUAAAGAUAAAGAUGAAAGAAAAUGGUUUAAAAUACCUUCAAAGAAGGAAGAAACAUCAACCUCUACAGCCAUACAAGAAAUUGAGAAAAAGGAAGAACUGCCAACAUCUAGUGAAACAUUUGGACUCCACGUAGAGAAUGUUCCAAAGAUGGUCUUUCCACAGCCAGACAGCACAUUAUCACACAAGAGGAAAAGUAAUCAAGGCAACUCAUUUCAGGCAAAGAGAGCUCGUCUAAACAAGAUUACUGGUCUUUUGGCAUCCAAAGCUGUUGGGGUGGACGGUGCUGAAAAAAAAGAAGACUGCUGCAGCGAAACGGCUCCAAUGCUGGAGCAGGAGAUUUCACCUAAACCUCAAAGUCAGAAAAAAAAUGAAGCUGACAUUAGCAGUUCUGCCAACACUCAGAAACCUGCACUGUUAUCCUCAACUUUGUCUUCAGGGAAGGCUCGCAGCAAGAAAUGCAAACAUGAAUCUGGAGAUUCUUCUGGGUGUAUAAAACCCCCUAAAUCGCCACUUUCCCCAGAGUUAAUACAAGUCGAGGAUUUGACGAUUGUAUCUCAGCUUCCUUCUUCAGUGAUUAAUAAAACUAGUCCAUCACAACCUGUGAAUCCCCCUAGACCUUCCAAACAUAGUGAGCGGAGAAGAAGAUCACAACGUUUAGCCACUUUGCCGUUGCCUGAUGAUUCUGUAGAAAAGGUUUCUUCUCCCUCUCCAAUCACUGAUGGAAAAGUGUUCUCCAUCAGUUCUCAAAAUCAAGAGCCAUCAGUACCUGAGGUACCUGAUGUUGCUCAUGUGUCACUUGAGAAGCUUGGACCCUCUCUCCCUCUUGACUUAAGCCGUAGUUCGGAGGUUACAGCACCCGUAACCACAGAAUCCUCUUUUAAUGAGUACCCCAGUACAGAAAAGGAAGAUAUACAGAUGAUUUCAUAUCAUUCUUCCAAAGCAGUAACUGAUGGAAGAGUAGCUUCAACAGUGUCAGGAGUAUUGAAAACAGAAAAAAAAGUGAAAUUGGAAGAGAAAAGUUCAACGACAUUUGGUAAGAAGAAAGAAAAGGAUAAAGAGAGAAAGGAGAAAAGAGAUAAAGAUCAUUUCAGGCCAAAACAAAAAAAGAAGAAAAAGAAAAAAAAGAAAUCCAAGCAGCAUGACUAUUCAGACUAUGAAGACAGUUCUCUAGAAUUUUUGGAAAGGUGCUCCUCUCCACUCACUCGGUCCUCUGGGAGUUCUCUGGCUCUGCGAAGCAUGUUCACGGAGAAAAAUACGUCAUAUCAAUAUCCAAGAGCUAUUUUAUCUGUUGAUCUUAGUGGAGAAAACUUAUCAGAUGUUGAGUUCUUGGAUGACUCUUCAACUGAAAGUUUGCUUCUAAGUGGGGAUGAGUACAAUCAGGACUUUGAUUCUACCAAUUUUGAAGAGUCUCAAGAUGAAGAUGAUGCCCUUAAUGAAAUUGUCAGAUGUAUUUGUGAAAUGGAUGAGGAGAAUGGCUUUAUGAUUCAGUGUGAAGAGUGUCUGUGUUGGCAGCACAGUGUUUGUAUGGGGCUGCUGGAGGAUAGCAUCCCUGAGCAGUAUAUCUGUUAUAUUUGCAGAGAUCCACCAGGUCAGAGAUGGAGUGCAAAAUACCUUUAUGAUAAGGAAUGGUUGAACAAUGGACGAAUGUGUGGAUUAUCAUUUUUAAAGGAAAAUUACUCUCAUCUCAAUGCCAAAAAGAUAGUUUCAACACAUCAUCUACUUGCUGAUGUAUAUGGUGUAACAGAAGUGCUCCAUGGGUUACAACUAAAAAUUGGUAUUCUAAAGAAUAAGCAUCAUCCUGACCUUCAUCUCUGGGCCUGUUCAGGAAAGCGGAAAGACCAAGAUCAAAUAGCUGUUGGGAUAGAGAAAAAAAUGACAGUGCAAGACACUGUUAAUCUAGAAGAACGGACAUGUCCUGCUCAGAAUCAUAAAGAGACUCCUAGCUUGCCAAGAAAAAUGGAAGGAACAUAUAUUACAAGUGAGCACAGCUACCAGAAACCACAAAAUUUUGUUCAGGAUUGUAAAUCAUCUGAUCCUGUGAGCUCUGAUGAUGAAGACGUUAGUAGUUUUGAAGAGGAACAGGACUUUCACACAGAAGAUAAAAACUGUUUACAAUUUUCCAUAAAAGAAGAUGGUAUGAGUGAACAGAAUUCAGCAGAAGGGAAUACAUUAUUCGUCUAUAAUGAAAAAAGAAAUACAGAAGAAAAAGGAGACUCUCAUCUUCAGUGGCAGCUCAACCUUCUCACACACAUAGAGAAUGUCCAAAAUGAAGUCACCAGCAGGAUGGAUCUGAUUGAAAAAGAAGUUGAUGUUCUGGAAAGCUGGCUUGACUUCACAGGAGAGUUGGAACCACCAGAUCCUCUUACAAGAUUACCACAGCUUAAGCGCCACAUAAAACAGCUUCUGAUUGAUAUGGGAAAAGUACAGCAAAUAGCAACUCUUUGUUCUGUAUGACAAAAAGGAAGAAAUAAGGAAAAGAACAUGAUUGUGUACAGCAAAAUAUAUUAUCUGCCAGACUGACAAUGAAUAGUUGAAAGCUUAGUAACUUUUUACUAAGUUUUCUAACUAGAAUUUAUAAUAUUAAUAUAAUGGAGCCUCAGAGAGAAAAAUGGUUACUAGUCCACUCAAAAAGGUCAAUAUCUAAAAUUAUCAAAGUAUUUCCUGUGCGAAACCUUCAAAUGGUAAUUAUACGUCCUGAGGAUUGAUGAUAUGGGAAUAUGAUCAAUACAAAGUAAAACUAGUCAACUGGAUCUUUCAGAAUUCAUUUGCCUGAACCUCAAGAUAUCGAUAAAAAUAUUUUUCUAAGGUUUUAGUAGAAAGAUACAAAUUUACAAACCAACAUUUUACCCACAACAGAAUUCUAGAAAAAAAAUCAGAAUUCUAUAAAGAGUUCUACUGGAUUUCUAAUAUAACACAGAUCUAAAAAGAACUGUGUGUAAUAUGUGAUUUAUUCAGUGACACAAAUGCUUUGGGUCUAUAAAUUCAUACAGGAUCAUGAACUGUUUUCCUGAGUGACGAAUCACAAUCAGUUAAGACCACACAAGCUUUACUUCUGGGCAGGAUAUAGAGGGGUGGUGCUAGGGAAAUGUCAAGAAAUUGUGGAGUACUUAUUUUUCCAAAUGAUA
Molecule: messenger RNA, 3994 nt
Organism: Gracilinanus agilis (Agile Gracile Mouse Opossum)
Lineage: Eukaryota; Metazoa; Chordata; Mammalia; Didelphimorphia; Didelphidae
Gene: PHF20L1
Product: PHD finger protein 20 like 1
Exons: 21
Coding region: 276-3323 (1015 amino acids)
Biological process (GO): regulation of transcription by RNA polymerase II
Cellular component (GO): nucleus; NSL complex
Source: RefSeq, a predicted model, not a curated record